UAAAUAGUGGGUGAUCUUAGGCUUAUUUCCUCACACUUCACACUUCACAUUUCACACACAUACAUUAAAACAAAAACAAAAGUUAUUAAUAGUCAUGGCUAAGUUGGGAUCCAUCAGCGCUCUUCUCUUCGCUGCUCUUGUUCUCUUUUCUGCUUUUGAAGCACCAGCAAUGGUAGAAGCGCAGAAGUUGUGCCAGAAGCCAAGUGGGACAUGGUCAGGAGUCUGUGGAAACAAUAAUGCGUGCAAGAACCAGUGCAUUAACCUUGAGGGAGCACGACAUGGAUCUUGCAAUUAUGUCUUCCCAGCUCACAAGUGUAUCUGCUAUUUCCCAUGUUAAUCUACCGAAACUCAUUGGUGAUUGUGUGUUUAUUUAUGUAUUUUCUUGUGUGUUCCUUUACAUUAAAUAAGUCUGUGUCACUCUUUGAUUGACCUAAUGACAUGUACCAGUUAUGUUUAUGUUGGUUUGUUGUAAUAAUAAAACUAUUAUGUACUACGUACAUGUACUACU
Messenger RNA from Eutrema salsugineum, 508 nucleotides. RefSeq names its product defensin-like protein 2A. The record is from RefSeq and is a predicted model, not a curated record. Gene Ontology annotation, biological process: defense response. The transcript has 2 exons. Lineage: Eukaryota; Viridiplantae; Streptophyta; Magnoliopsida; Brassicales; Brassicaceae. Bases 95 to 337 code for a protein of 80 amino acids.